Molecule: messenger RNA, 3049 nt
Organism: Magnolia sinica
Lineage: Eukaryota; Viridiplantae; Streptophyta; Magnoliopsida; Magnoliales; Magnoliaceae
Product: WEB family protein At5g16730, chloroplastic-like
Exons: 3
Coding region: 393-2666 (757 amino acids)
Source: RefSeq, a predicted model, not a curated record
AGUUGGAAGCUCUCUCUCUCUCAAAUCUUCAAAGAAAGAGCCGCCGCUAAAUUUAAAGAAAACGCUUCUAAAUUUAGACGGAGUCGUUCGCUUCGAACGAAAGGAAACCCGAAAAAACCUCCGUUUCUCUUAACGCGUGCACAUCUCUCUCGUUUUUUGGAUUUCUGAUAAGGGUAGUUGCAGCAUAUUCUAGCAUGAAACAAUAUCUGGGUAGCUCUAAACAAUCAUCCAAGCUCGGAUCCAGAGCUUCUGAAAUGGUGACGAAGACAUCUACUUCUGCGAAUUUGGAGACGUCUGCUUAUAAAUCUAGCAAGGAGCAAUCUGUUUCAUCCUACGCUAAUGCAAAGUCCAGAUGAUCCUUUGAACGAACACCGUCAGCCAAGUUUGUAGCUAUGACGGAGAUACAAGUCACGAGGGGAUCAGACAUGCAACUGAAACUGAAUCGGGUCAUAGAAGAUCUGAAGAAGACGAAGGAUCAAUUGGAAGCUUCAGAGGAGGAGAAAUGUCGAAUUCUUGAUGAACUCAAAGAGAUGAAGAAGGUGGCAGAAGAUGCGAAUCUGAGGCUCAGCGAAGCUCUUCUUGCACAAGGGCAGGUGCGGGAGAUCGAGAAGGUCCGCGUCAAUGAAUUAGAGAGGGCCAGCUUCGAAUCCGCUCAGAAGAGAGACCAGGCAUGGCAGCUUGAGCUCGAGGCUGUUCAGAAACAACAUGAUUUGGACGUUGAGGCCCUUUCGACCGCCGCCCAAGAACUCAAUCGGGUGAACAGAGAGCUGUCGUUCGCUAUCAGUGCGAAAAAUAAAGCCCUUAAAGAAGCUGAGGAUGCGAGGCUCGAUGCCGAGACUAAUGCCAACUGGGUCAAGGACCUCUCCAUGGAGCUCUGUUCUCUGAAAGAGUUGCUUGAAUCAGCUAAUGCUUCCCACUCAGUUGUUGAAAACAUGUCAAGUGAUUCAGAUGAGGAAUUGGAGACCAGAAAAUCUAAUGGAUUAGCUACUCAAAACAGUUCAGUGAUUGAAUUAUUGAAUCUUCAACUCAAGAAAGCGAAAGAUGUUGAGGAAAAAUUGGCCGAAAGGGAGAUCUUGAUAGAGGAGCUGAAAAUGGAGUUGCAUGAUGCAAGGGAAUCUGAAUCUGGGGCAUUGGAUUUGUUGUCUGAAAGUAAGAAGCGAAUUGAGAUGCUUGCACUCGAACUGGAGAAAUCAAACGAAUCAGAAACUAAAUCAUUCAACUCAUUCCUCGCCCUAACAAAACAGUUAGAGGAGACAAAGAUAUCACUACAAGAAUCCAAGCUCAAGAUUGCUUCUCUUCAUGAGAACAUUGAAAGCAUGGAAAUCUCAUUCGGUCUAAGCAGUCGGGAUCCCAAUGUAUCGAGCAGGUGCCUUGUGACAACAAGGUCUGAUAUGAAUUCCGGCGAAGAAACCAUCAAGACCCUUGAGUCCGAGCUUCAAACAGUGAAAGAGGAUUUGGUUUAUGCCCGUGGGGGAGAGGAACUCGCAUUGUCAAAUACCCGUAGUUUAGCCAAGGAGAUGAGCCGGCUUAGAAAUGAGCUGAAGUUAGCCACCGAAGCAGAAGAGCAGAGCAGAAAGGCCAUGGAUGAUUUGGCGUUGGCCUUGAAAGAAGUCACGACAGAAGCGAAUCAGGUGAAGGAGAAGCUUGCAUCAACCGAAUCAGAACUGGACGAUGCAAGGAUGGAAACUGAACGUGUGAAGAUCAUAUUAAGGAGCACGGAAGCGAAGUUUCAAGCACUCCUUGACGAAGCUAGGAGAGAGAUAAAACGGGUAGAAGAGGCAGCUGAAAGAUUGAAAUUAGAAGCCGAGGAAUCAAACACUGCAUGGAAUGGGAAAGAAGUCGGCUUCGUUCAUUGUAUGAAAAUGUCUGAAGAAGAGAUUGCCGAUGCAAAAGAAGAGAAUGACAUGUUGAUAGAAUCACUUAAAGAGGCUGAAAUCGCAGCUAAGAUGGCUAGGGAAGAAAAUGCCAGGUUGCGGGACAUACUAAAACAUGCCUUAAAUGAGGCAACCGUUUCAAAAGAAGCCGCGGAGAUUGCUAGGGCCGAGAAUUCGCAACUGAAGGACAACCUAUCAGAUUUGGUAAAUGCAUUGCAUAGGAUUAGACAAGAAAAUGAGCUUCAUAAGAUCAAAGAAGCCACAUCCCUCGAGAAUGAAAAGGAGUUGAAGAGCUCAGUGGCUGCAACGUCGACGACAGCCUCACGCAAAAGCGGCAAUUUGUCGGUUCCCAAGGGUGGGGAUGCUAAGGACCCGGGGGCAUCCAAGAAGCCACACAUAGUGGUUAAAGAAGCUAGAAAAUCCGCAACAGAACAGUCAAAGGAACUGGAAAUUCUCAGACAAGAGAGAGAAAAUCAGAGAAUCAAGAAUGGGUACAAUGAUGUAGAUGUCGACCCAGAACUGCUUGAGGGAUCAAUAUUCGAAAUGCCGGACUCACCAGACCAGGAUUGCAUGUUUCAAUCCGUUAAUGGAAGACUGCGACAUAGAAGCCUUCCCUCAAUACUCACAGAUGAUGCAGAAACAGUUAGCUCGGAUGAUUUCGAACAUACAGAUGGGGAUCAUUUUGAUGAAGCGGAGAGCAACAGGAGCUCAGAAAUGAGCCAUCGGAGGAAAAAAGCAUUGCUUAGGAGAUUUGGAGAUCUUAUAAGAAGACGAAGCUCCUACACCAAAUAGGACUAGCUGCAUUGGUGCCAUGUAAGUAUGAGUUUCUUCAUACCCACAUGUAUGGUGUUCACUAGAUGAUCAUGUAAAUUCUCUUGAGAAUGUUCCUAUGAAUCCUUUCAAUGUGAUUAUCAUUGUUAUUGUAACAUGAUCGAGAAUAGGAAAACAGAACAGCCGACGCAAGCGUCGCCUUGCAAGGGAUGUCACAGUUUGUAAAUUACCACAUUUGUCAGAUACGAUGGAUGUAAUAUUAGUGAAAUACAGUUCAAAAUUUAAUUUAUUUUUUCUUGGGCGGUCAGCCCACAAGUCAUGUUUGUGUUCCACAUUGUGAUAUGCCAGUUUUAGGAUUCUAUCAGAUCAUAGUGUAAUUUUAUUACAUUUUGGAUACUUUGAAA